This is a messenger RNA of Lytechinus variegatus (green sea urchin), 4590 nucleotides long. RefSeq lists its product as uncharacterized. The coding region runs from base 59 to 3205 and encodes 1048 amino acids. The transcript is spliced from 10 exons. NCBI's taxonomy places the organism in Eukaryota, Metazoa, Echinodermata, Echinoidea, Temnopleuroida, Toxopneustidae. The record is from RefSeq and is a predicted model, not a curated record.
AGCUGACAUCGUACCGGUAUAUUAACAGUUUCAACCCUUUUUCAACAGUGUUUCAAUCAUGCCAAAGUCAAAGACAAAGAGGCCGAUAAAGAAAAAUCUGGUGUGUUGUAACUGUGGGCGUAAUAUAAACAAUGAAUUACAGAGGCGAAAACUUACUGCAAAAAUAAAAAGCCAAAAUUGUCAAAUUUCUUCGAUAGACGCCCUGAAAGCACUUGGAAUAGAAUUUGGCCCAGGUGAAGGGAGGCGUCAUCUGAUCUGCCCAGUGUGCGCAAAAAUUUUAGGCAAAUUAUCUAAUGCCAUUGGAAGUUUGAAGGCAUUGCUAUCAACUCUCAAAGAAGUAACCAAUGAUGCUCAUACUCCUGUGGGAUAUAAGAUCAAACGAGUACUGGAAGGGUCCGCAGAUGGAGAGUUUUACUUCAAGGCGAAAAGAAAAAGGAGAAAGACCAAAACUGGCAGCAGUGAUGAUGGCAGCUGCAUAAUUGACACCCCUCUGUCUCAAGAUCAGAUAAUGGACAUCUUUCCUCAUGUUGCAUCAGAUCUACCACCUGACCGUUACAAGAAGGUGAUGAAGCAUAUAAAAUCAUCAAAGAGUUUGGACUCCUUCAUGAUUGAAUCAGUUUGCAAGAAAAUUAGCGCAGAGAUGAAAUCGGGUCAAUCUAUUUUCUCAAUCGAUGCCGAAUGUAAGACAAAGUCAAUGGAGAAAUAUUCAUGGAGAGCUGCACACAGAAGUUUAAAGGUGAGGUGUCCAACACUCAUGAACAUUUUGGAAAGCACACUGGAAAGAAAACCUGUGAGGAAUGACAAUAAUCGGCUCACAAUGACAGCAGCUCACUUGUUCUUUAUUAGAUCUUCAAGGCAAAGAAUCUGCCAAGAACUGAUUGGUCGACUUCUUUGGUAUGCUGGGACAAACAGGAAGACUUUUCUGAGGCUCAGCAGACUUGGACUUUGUUCCUGCAUCAAAACCACAAGAGAUAGUAUAAAUUCUUUGAAAAGUGAAUUAAAUGACACAAUCGACCAACAAAAACAGAGAAUCGCAGAACUACAGUCAACGGACCGUAAAGCGAUGAUGAAACCUUCUAGCGAUGAUUGGACGGAAGUUGAAAAUUGGGAGACAGAGCAAGGUCUUUUUGACACCCAAAACGAUCAUCAUGGUGAUAGUCGUACUAUGGUUCCACAAGCAGGUGCAGUUGUAGAAGUUGUUGAUGCUGAUACCCCGAUAGAUCUUGGUGGAAACAGCCAAGUUAUGAUCUCACGAAACGGCGAAGUGGUAGAGGUAAGCGUGGUAACAACAAUGGAAUCUCAGGAUGACAGUCAAGCGGCACAAACAGAAAAAGAGAAUAAAGCUGAUGACACCCCAGCAUCACCCUUGGGAUUUACGUUGACCUUUGACACUGUCAAUCAGACACUACCAAAGUUUCAACCAAGCGAAGGAAAACUCACCAAAGAGGUUAACUUUCUCAAUUCCUACGGAGAGAUUGACCGUGUUCCAUGUUUCCAUCUCAGCGAUGAGCCACCAUCUUUGGAACAGUUGUCGAGUAUUGGCGAAGAUGUCUUCCUCCCCUCUACUGGAGAUAUUGAUAUGCUCAGGUAUGAGUAUGAAGUGAUGAUAUCCCGAAUACUCUGCAAUCACAUUCCUUGUUUCAAGGACAUGUGCAUCAUGGAACAGAUACCACACCCGUAUCUUGAAGAGAUGAAGAAGAAAAGUAUCUUGGUACCUUUGGGAGUUCUUGAGAAAGAUGAAACCAAACUUUCAGAGAUGAUAGACGCAUUGGACCAUUGGCACAAAUACGUUCCUGGACAGAAGUCACCUAUCCCCAUGGUUCUCUAUGGUAGUGCACAGUCCUGUGACAGAGUCAGAGAUGCCAUCGGAGCCCGAAGGAAUGCGGAUACACCUUGGAGUAGACUAAGUGGGUUAAUGCCAUCCGCACAGGAGUGGCACAAGCGGAAACUGUUGCUUGAGGACACAUACAAGCUUCUCUAUGAUGCAAAGAGUGUCAAAUCAUGUGGAAGUUUAUCCUAUGUCCGGGACACCUACAUGCGUACUUAUGCAACAGCGAAAGUCGAUGUGUCUUUCGAGCCCUUGACCAACCUUCUGAGGUUCACAACAGAAGCAUACGUGUUGGCUGCAGCAUGUGAAUACAUGGGCAUACAGAAGCUGAGUGAUACCCCUAAAGAUCUGCCAGAAGACCCAGAUGAAUUGUCAUCCUAUUUCAGUAACACAUGUAAAUAUGUGCUGGAGAUGUCUUUCCAUCCUUACCAGAUAGGGGAUUCUGCCAAGGGAAUCAAAACCUUGAACCAAGGGGAUGCUAUGGAGCUUGAUGAGGAUGAAGGCCCUUUCUGCGUAUGCAAAGAAACAAAAAGAAAAGGGAGAAUGAUAAGAUGUGCAUAUGAAAGCUGUGAGAAGGGGAAAUGGUUCCACCAUGAGUGCAUGCGGCUGAAGCAAUCUAAGAUCCCCAAAGGUGACUGGUUUUGCAGCAUCAGAUGUCGGCGGCAGCAUCAACAGAAGGGUGGAGGUGAACAGGAGAGACCGAAGGAUGAUGUGGACUCAAAAUACGAAUAUUCCAAAGCUCUGCUCCAUCUUGGACUCGGUGAGAUGGUACGUCAUGAUGCGAUACGAGAAGGAGACGGUAAUCGCAUGAUCCAACAUUGGCUUCUUGAUCUUCCACACUUCUUUGACAAACACCACUCAAAGUACUUCAGUGAAGGACACCAGCUUCUCAUGAAUGUUAAUGGGGGAGUGUCGGACAGGCUAGCGUACCAAAUGAAAUGGAAUCGGACGGUGAAUGUGUAUGGUGGUGAAGGAAAAAAUGUAGGAAAAGAUUAUGGAAUGGAGAGUAUGAAUAAAGACUUCAUGAGUGUACUGAGAGAUACAUCAUCAAACUUUAGCAAGGAUCUUGUAAUCUCACGUUAUAGUCAAGUAGUUGUUAUGGAAGAAACAGUGAAUAGGUCUUUCGAUAUUAAGGUUACAGGAAGACCGACGCCCACUGCACCGGAUGCUGCUCACAUAAAAGCAUCCGAUACUGUAGAUUUGGCUGAACUCCUAGUCAAGAAUAGGUGCUUGGUGAAUGUGCCUGGAAGAUCACAUACAGGAUUCGAAGACUUCAAGUUUCAACAAAGAGUUGAUCUGGAGAGGUAUAGGGCCAAGAUAUCAGCCUUGAAAGAGAAAAGACUAAAACAGGCUAAAUUUGCAAAACUAAUGGAAUAAGAUUUAUGACAGAUGUUAAGUGUGGUAAUACACCUGUAAAUACCAUCUAUCAAUAUACAUCAAACUCUGAAUCUUGCAAUCUGGCCACAUUUGUGUGCUGCCAUUCAUGUUGUUAGAUUUUAUCAUAUGCACAUAUUUGACCUACAACCUACACACAUUUGAUUUAAUUGCCAAAUAAGAUUGAGGUUGCUCUAUAGCAUUUUACGACACCUCAAAAAUAUCUUAUUUUCUUUGUACACAAACAUGUUGCCAAGUUUUGUUGCACUAUGUACAGACAAGUGUAAGUGAUAUUUCAUUUUACUCACAUAAACUUCUUGUCAAAUUCACCUAUAAAACAUGUGUGCAUAUUUGUUUUUGCGUUUGGUUUGAUUUAUCAUGGCUUGUGAGAUCUGGUCGGUGCUUCAUAAAGGCGUUACAACUGGUGACCCUUGUGACCCUUUAGAAAUGUAUGCAAAUGGAAAUCUGAUGUGUAUUACAAUGUACCAAAAGAAAGGAUCACCAUGACCAGUCGUUUGUACAGUCUCUCCCCCUUGGGGGGCAUUUCAUAAAGCUGUUCGUAAGUUAAGAGCGACUUUAAGAAUGACUGGCGAUCCAUUCUUACGUGCGAAACCAUAGCCAAUGAAUACCAUUUACCAUAAAGGAUCACCAGUUGUUCUUGAAGUCGCUCUUAACUUAUGAACAGCUUUUUGAAACACCCCCCUGUAUUGAUCAUUAUCUGCAAGAACAGCAUUGCAUCGACUGAAUAAACUACUCAAUUAUGUACUGUAUAGUGCGGAUCUGCUUUUCAUGUUUUCCACGUCUCCUGCAAAUAAUGGAGCAUGCAAUGAAGGCCUGUCCUUUCUCUUGCUUUGCCUUGUUCAUUUUUAGAAAUUUCUUCAAUCAUUGAAAUAGGUCUUCUAGUCUUACCCACUUGCUUGCCACUCAUAUAUCCUGUCUUUUGGUAGAUCUGCCUUCACAAGUCAUGAAAUAAUAACAUUACUAUAAAUUCAUUGUGCCUUAUGUCUGUCCUUGUUGCAGUCUGCUAAAGUUGCUGAACUCUAUGCUUUCUUUUUAAUCUAGUGGACAUGGAUGCUGUUAAGAUUUGGAAGAAUGCUCCGAUGUACUAGGGAUAGUGAAUUGUAUUUUCCGUUUCUGAAAAUCUGUAAUUCCAUUUCAACUUGAUCUAAAAAUGGAAAUUUUGUUUUGUCACUGACAUUGUACACAGCAAAAACCUGAAUUCCGUUUUGCAAAGAUGAAUUCCAUGAAUUUUACAUGAAAAGUAUAAGAACCAAAUGGAAUUUCCGUGUUAUUUACCAGUAAAACAGAAAAUAACUGUCCCUACGUAGCACUGUCUCUAGUACUGUUUACACAUAAUCACUUCUUAAUGAGAUUCAUUGAAAUACUUU